UUCGUGAGCGGUGGACCCAACGGUUUUUGAAGAGUUUGCACGCGGUUAGGCUUUUUUCGUUAUUAGAGUAUUAUUGAUUAAUUUGAACUCUCGUAUCUGAGAUAAUAUUAGGCAAAUUUUGUAGCUUUCUACAAUAUUAAUUUUCGCGUGUCAAUCGAAUUUAUUUUAGACGAAAAAGAAGUGAUGGCAGACGCCGAGCUGGCGCAAAAAUUAGCCCGUCGUCAAGCUUUCAACGAAUGGGUGGAGGGGAGUCCUGGUCCAUCACCGGUUAUGCGCCAUGUGUUCAACCCGUACACGGAUUUUCCAGAGUUCUCUAGAAAGGAGAUCAAAGAAUACGAGAAAACAUUUAAAAAGUAUGAUGUUGGAGCGGAUGGAUUUAUUGAUUUCCAGGAACUGAAGAGGAUGAUGGAAAAACUGGCAGCUCCGCAGACGCAUUUAGCUUUGAAAGAAAUGAUCCAAGAAGUCGAUGAAGAUAAAGAUAAUAAGAUCAGUUUCAGAGAGUUUCUACUCAUUUUUCGCAAGGCCAAUGCUGGAGACCUCACUGUAGACAGCGGCCUAGAUCAGUUGGCCAAGUUAACCGAGAUUGACGUUGAUCAGGAGGGGGUUGGAGGAGCCAAAAGCUUCUUUGAGGCUAAGAUCGAGGAACAAAAACGGGGUAGUAAAUUUGAAGAAGAGAUUCGCUCUGAAAAAAAAGAGCGAAUUCGAGAAGAGGAAGAGAGGAAACAACGCAAAGCUGCCUUCCUAAAAAAGGCCAACUUUUUUGGUCAAGCGAAAGCGUGAUGAAACGAUCAGUCUUUCAAUGUUCUAUGCUAUCUAGUGAUCAAAUAUAGUACUAUAAAAAAUUAGAGUAUUUGAAAGAUAUAAAACGCGGGCGUUUUAUCAUGAAUUUGAGUCUAAGAAAUCUAACAGUAAAAAAUGUAAGGCUUAUUAACAUAGAUUGAAACAAAAGGAAAAAAAACACGAAGUGGUUAUUCAAUGAGGCAUUGUUAAAACGGAUUUUUUAAUAAAUUAUUUUCAAUUUGUUGAAGUUGGAGAGUGUGAAUAAAAAUACUCAUUGAUUUGUUUUCUAUAACAUUAUUCUUUUAAAAUCUUAAGGAUUAAUUGGCAAUUAAAGGUAUAAUCAUCUUUAUGCUUCAUCUUAAAAAAUAGCUACACGUUAUAUUAAACUUUGCAUCAUUUGUAAUGAAAUUGGUAGUACUUUACAAAAUAUUUAUAUUGGCUAUCGCUUGUGUAUUAAGAGUUAGGGCUUUAUUAAAAAUAUGCAUGUAGACAUAGCUUGGAUUUUGAUAUGGAGUUGUGUUUCGCGAAUCAAUGAAACUACUAUCUACAAACUAAAUAAAACACAAACUAAUAGUUUUUGUCUUUU
Limulus polyphemus (Atlantic horseshoe crab) is the source of this 1366-nucleotide messenger RNA. RefSeq names its product EF-hand domain-containing protein D2-like. The coding region runs from base 184 to 780 and encodes 198 amino acids. The transcript has 4 exons. Lineage: Eukaryota; Metazoa; Arthropoda; Merostomata; Xiphosura; Limulidae. Gene Ontology annotation, molecular function: calcium ion binding. The record is from RefSeq and is a predicted model, not a curated record.